AGGAAGAAAGUUCAUAAACUCAUUGGAGAUCAAAGUACAGAACCCACUGCAUUCUUUGCCUCCAGGAGAACCAACCUGCAUUCAUUAAGGAUGGUGUGGAAGAUCAUCUGGCCACUGCAAGCAUGCAAACUUCUCCUGGUGAUUUUAUCUUUGCCACAAGGGAGGACAAGUUCUGUUUUAACUGUGAAUGGUCAAACUGAGGACUAUGUCCUGGACACCACAUCUGGUGGCCAAGCAUCUCUGGAAUGUGCUGUUCAAAACCACACCAGAGAUGAAGAACUCCUCUGGUACCGAGAAGAUGGAAGAGUAGAUUUGAAAACUGGAAACAAAAUCAACAGCAGCUCUGUCUGUGUCUCUUCCAUCAGCGAAAACGACGAUGGAGUCCGCUUUACCUGCAAGCUGCAGAGCGAUCAGCAGGUGUCUGUCUCCGUGGUGCUCAAUGUUACUUACCCUCCUCUUCUAAGUGGAGAUGCCUUCCAAACCAUAGGGGAAGACAAGGAUGUAAGGUUGGUUUGCAACGUGAAAUCCAACCCCCCAGCGCAAAUGACAUGGCAUAAAAACAACAGCGUCCUGGUUUUAGAGAAAGGCCGUCACCAAAUCGAAGAGACAAGGGAAUCUUUUCAGUUGUCCAUCACCAAAGUCAAGAAAUCUGACAACGGAGUCUACAGCUGUGUUGCUAGCUCGUCCCUGAAAACUGAGACCAUGGACUUCCACCUGGUUGUUACAGACAAGGUUCCAGAUUUACCGAUAGAAGCGAUCAUUGCCGCUUGUGUGGUGGUCGUCCUGACACUGGGUUUUGGACUGCUUGCUAGGAGAAAAAGAAUAAUGAAGCUCUGCAUGAAGAAGACAGACCGGAAUACAGACACAGCUCUGUAA
Molecule: messenger RNA, 876 nt
Organism: Peromyscus californicus insignis
Lineage: Eukaryota; Metazoa; Chordata; Mammalia; Rodentia; Cricetidae
Gene: Tmigd1
Product: transmembrane and immunoglobulin domain containing 1
Exons: 5
Coding region: 91-876 (261 amino acids)
Source: RefSeq, a predicted model, not a curated record